AUGUUUCAACCUCUACUGGGAUGCUCAGCCUGCAAUGGACAGGACUUGGUUGAGACUCCUGAAUUGAAGCGAUUCGGCGGAAACGUGUUCAUGGUGAGCAUUGUGCGAGAUUAUCACGGAGCGCCAGAGUUAGGAGGCAGACAGCGGCGGCAAAUCCACCACAUCCUCACUACGGACGAUCACCUCAUUCUUUCUGCCGAGGAACACAGUGAAGACAAUCAACAUCAACAGCACAAUGACAACAAGGUGAGCAUGAAGCGUGAAGGUGGCCAGCCAAAGGUGCAGCAGCCGAGAGGCGGUAAAUCGAUUCCCGACGUCUACGACACCCACGAUUCUGUAGACUCGAACGACGAGAGGAUCAAUACGUCACAUAAGGCAGUUAUCUCAAAAAACAGCGCCGGAGCACAUGCUCCAGAACGACGGCAGAAGCCGAGGCGGCCGUUCAAGAGCGCUUCCUCAAACAAGCAGAUGAUAGUCACGUUACUGCGAAAGUUCCGGGUUGCCGACAAUCCUCGCAAGUUCGCUUUGUACGAAUGCGCUCAUGAGAACGACGAACAGACCUGUACUUUGCUAAGAAAAAUGACCCGGAUAUCGGACGAUGUCUGUCCACUGAAAGUGGUUCUCAGCUGGCAAAACGCCAAAUGUGGACGAGCUCUUGUUCUGCAGGAGAAUGAUACUGGUGAUAUUCUG
Messenger RNA from Ostertagia ostertagi, 690 nucleotides. The record is from the annotation of a GenBank genome assembly. NCBI's taxonomy places the organism in Eukaryota, Metazoa, Nematoda, Chromadorea, Rhabditida, Trichostrongylidae.